Messenger RNA from Marchantia polymorpha subsp. ruderalis, 4127 nucleotides. NCBI's taxonomy places the organism in Eukaryota, Viridiplantae, Streptophyta, Marchantiopsida, Marchantiales, Marchantiaceae. The record is from the annotation of a GenBank genome assembly.
UCUUGGAUAUAAUUCCCCAAGUCUGUCAGAUUUAUGGAAGCAGAGCAGCAUAACAGCAUCAUAACCUUUCAUUUAUGUUCUGAGCACGAAGCUUUUUGACGGGCUCUGUCUCUGUUAGAAUGUUUCAACGAUAUGGUCUUGGAGGUUGUACCUGUAGACCUUGUCUUGUCGAUCUUCCAUGGACUGAUUCAAGUUUAAAUCUGAGAGCAGCAAAAUCAAAAUGAACCAGCAUGAUUUAAAGACGUCCAUUUGUGGCUGGCAAUUGUGACGGACUACACGGGCACCAGUCCGACAUGUUUGGUGCAUUAGACUAGCUUUCAUGAAUUCCAGUCCCAUGUCAAGCAAAACGUCGACAAUCUCAGCUCUCGUCUCCGCUGCCAUGGCGAUGACGAGAGGACUAUUUUUGAGACGGGCUUCAAUUCGUCUUCUGGUGUCGAUGUUCUUGCUCUGUUCCGUAGAGCUGAUGCAUAUUCAGAUGGCAAAUGCAGCACUGUCUCCCGCAGAAGAGAGUGCGCUCGAGAAUUGGAGGCAGAGGUUCAAUCUGACCAAGUGGACGGUUGAUCCUUGCGUCGACUCAGCUACAGCGGCCUGGGUAACAUGUUCUACUGACGGGCAAACUUCGACCGUAAUUUCUAUAGACUUGAAACAGAGAAAUUUGACCGGACCGAUUCCGGACACGACGGCGUUUACGAAUCUGUCUCGAUUAGUGCUGAGCGAGAACAAUCUGACUGGAGGUCUACCGCCAUCAAUAUUCAACCAGAGUACACUUCAACUACUAUACUUGGAGAGCAAUCAGUUCGGAGGUUCUAUACCAGAUAUGAGUGCGCUGACGAGCGUGACAGAACUGGCAUUGGACAGCACUCAGAUCAGUGGGACUAUUCCGGAAUCGAUCAGUCGCAUGACAGCAGCGACUCACAUACGACUCCAGAAUAAUCCCAACCUGACGGGAGCCAUUCCAGAUUUGAGUGCGUUAAGCAACCUUUUAUAUCUAGAUGCAGGAUUCUGCGCAUUGAAUGGCUCUCUGCCGGAUUUGAGAAAUGCAAAAGAUCUGAUCUCAGUGAAACUGGCGCAAAACGACCUCAGUGGAACCAUACCCCCGGCUUUGUUCCAGCAUGAGAAAGUCAAGUACAUGGAGCUUAACGACAACUCUAGGCUGUCUGGAAACGUUCCAGAUGUGACAGGGCUUUUGGAAGUCGAAAGCUUCCAGUUGAAGAAUUGUAAUCUGAGUGGAGCGGUGCCCCAUUUCACCACAAAUGUGAAGCUCAAAUACCUAGGUUUGGAGAAUAAUCAGUUUACCACAAUUCCGACCGACUUCACAAACUUGACUGAUCUGCAAGCGAUGAGUGUUCAGAACAAUUCGAUAACUGGAGUCUUACCGGAUCUUCCUCCAAGUUAUAUUCAAACGGAUGCCGAAAAUCAGCUCAAAUGGAUAACCUUCAGCAACAACCGCUUUUCUGGAGGAAUUCCGAAGUCUUGGAAUGAACUUAAGUAUUUGGAAGCAGUGAACGCUGAUCACAAUAACCUCAGUGGAGUAAUACCAAAGGAAAUGGGAAAUCUGACGAAUUUAAAGCAUUUAACACUGAGCUAUAAUCAAUUUUCAGGAUCGAUCCCAGAAGAGCUCGGUUUUCUUCUGAAGCUGGAGACUUUGAGUCUCGAGAAUAACCAACUCAAUGGUACUGUACCCGAGUCGCUUGCUUCACUUCCGAACCUUCAAGAUCUGGCUCUAACGAACAACAGAUUCACGGCGAUACCAGAAGUGCUUCGACAGAAACCAGGCUUAAAUCUUACAUACGACAACAAUGUGCAAAUAAUAGACGGAAAGAGUUCGUCUAGUUCAGGUCUGUCUGCUGGAGCAAUAGCCGGAGUUGUCAUCGGGGCGGCGGUUGCAAUUGCUGCAGUCCUGGCCAUCGUGCUCUAUAUGACCAGAAAGAGAAGGAAGAGUAACAAAGACCAACUAUCAAAAGAUGAUAUGCCCAAAUCAGCACACGCGUUUACAUUGAAGGAAAUUAAAGCUAUCACGGGGAACAAUAAAACCUUAAUUGGAAGAGGAGGCUUUGGACCUGUGUACUAUGGUAAAUUGGCGGAUGGCAAGGAGGUGGCAGUGAAAGUCAGGGCCACAGAUUCGAAACAGGGGUAUAGUGAGUUUCUAAACGAGGUUCGACUCCUAUCAAGGUUACAUCACCGCAACCUGGUACCUCUGGUUGGUUAUUGUGUGGAAGCGCAGCAGCAAAUUCUCGUUUACGUCUACAUGUCCGAAGGUUCUUUGUAUGAACAUCUUUAUCACUCAGGUUCUGGUGCCAAGAGGUAUCAAUCUCCAGAGCGUCAACCCUUGAGCUGGAUCAAGCGACUCGACAUUUUAAUUGAUGCUGCCAGAGGCAUCGAGUACUUGCACAAAGACUGCAACCCGCCUCUCAUUCAUCGGGAUGUGAAAGCCUCCAACAUUCUGCUGAAUGACAAACUAGAAGCCAAGGUCGGAGAUUUGGGACUUUCCAAACAAAUCCCCGAAGCGGAUCCAGCGGAUGGCGCGCCACCGACCGGAGUCUCAACAGCAGUCAAGGGCACGUUCGGUUAUCUGGACCCGGAGUACUUUGUCCGUCGCAAGUUGACCACGAAAAGCGACGUCUUCAGCUUCGGAAUGGUGAUUUUGGAAAUUAUCACGUGCAAGAGGCCUCAGAACCAAGACUUCUCAGGCGCCGACGAUUUCACCUUGGCCGAAUGGGUACAAAACGCAGUGAGCGAAGAUCAAUUGGAGUCCGUGGUGGAUAGCACACUGAAGGGCGAGUACAAUGACGAGGGCAUGCUGAUGGUUGCCCACGUGGCCUUGAAGUGCGUCCUGCCCGACAGCGCCGACCGGCCGGAGAUGGGCGCCAUCGUGACGGCUCUGAACGAAGCCUUGCUCCUGGAGGGACACGCGGACAUCCCGAACCCCGACAGCGAGACCGCCGGAAGCGUUCCAUUCUCCGGCCAGCUAGUGCCUCCAAUCAUUCUGCCCUCCCCGCCGCCGUCCUUCGUCUCCACCGGCCAAUUCUCUCACCCGUCCUGGAACACGGAUCCCCGAUAGGGACGGCGAGAGACAGAGAUUGCGCGUACCUCCCUCCCUCGUGCCAGGAGAUUGGUACACUGGGAACGAGUCGUCUUCUAGUGAUUGAUUGAGAGGAGACGACAUGACGACUGUAAUGUUCCCUAGGCAUGGUCACGUAGCCGGCUAACUUUCGGCUAGCCGGCUAGGGCCUCAAAUUUAGCCGGCUAGCCGUCGGCUAAUCGGCGAUCGGCCGAAAAUGCAAUAGACCGAAAUAAUCUUCUAUUGGAUAAUUUCGGCCGAAUCGGACGAAAAAAUCGUCUGAAAACGUAAAUUCGGCCCGAGUUUUCGGUCUCGGAAAGCGGUGGCAAUAUUUAUCUGUGACCCGAUUAGCCGACGGCUAAUCGACUAGCCGGCUAACAAAAACAAUAGCCAGCUAGCCGUUAGCCGAGCCGUGACCAUACCUAAUGUUCCCAGAUCUUGAGUGCACGUACUAGAUACGAAUUCGGUUUAGACAUAUACGUGUACAGUAUCCACCGAGUGUGAGUUCGCGAAGAGCUUUGCUUUCGUCCUCGAACUCGAACUUCGACCGAUAGAAGUAGAGAUCGAUAGUGUGAUCAUAAGCUGUCGUAUGUAUGAUAUAGAUUGUACAUAUUUCGAAGGUAAUCGUGUAAAUUUGCGGGAUAAGACGGACGUGCCUUAAGUUGUUUGAGUCCAUCAUUGUUGUUGUUAUUUGUCAUCCUUUACCCUCGAUGACCUCGAUGAUGUUUCAGUCCUCACUCGGACUUGUAUUUUCGUGGACACCGGACCCAGGAACCAAAUCACAACCUUGUCGCCCGCAGAGUGCACACUGCCACAGCGAAGGAACGUUCGUUCCGCUUUUCAACAACACUUUCUCCGUUCUUGCCCGCCAGGUUUUGCUGGUGAUUGGAAAUGUCAACUGAAUGCACAUCCGAUUCGAGACAGAACUCUUCAAUCGGAUGCGCAUUAGGAAUGGGUGAUUUGUUCUCAAGCACGAGAACAUACAAGUUUUGUGGAUCGCCAAUAAAUUUCCAAAUAGAAACACUUACAAGUUGAGAUAUUCAGCAGGUGGAACUGAACGCUCGAG